GGAGGCCGGGUGACGUCACCGCGGUGCGUUGGGAGCGGCGAGGCUGAGGUGAGGGGCGGGCGAGCGCCGGGCUCGACCGGGGCUGGGGGCUCCGCUGCUAGGAGGAUCCAGGAGGUCCGGGGAACAGGGGAUCCGGGUCCGGCCCACGGCCGGGGCUGAGACGGGCUGCUUGGUUCUCCCCGGACCGUGGCAAUUGACAGCUAGAUGUGAAAGCUUAGCAGUGCUGAUGGAGAGGUGCGAUGGAUGCCUGCGCUCUGACAGCCUGAGCGGUGCCUCGGCUCAGGCAUCGCCCACCAGCCGGCCGGGCUGAUCCCGGUGAGAGCCAUGCGAGGCCUAAUCUCCUCAGGGACCGAGGCUCCUGGGCCAUGUGUUGUCAGGACGUAACAGCAGCAGCCCGAGCUGGGACCAGACAAAGCUAAAGCUGCCACAGCCACACAGGUGCCCAAGUGCCAGGCAGCGUUUGGCUGCAAGUCCCUCACUGCCCUCCGAGUACCUGUGGCGUCUCCAGCCACUGAGCUCUGCUGCUCUCCUGCUGCCGAGUCCUGACGUCCCUGGCAGCAGGAACAGCUCUCCAGAUCACUCCUCAGGGCUUGACAGACUCUUUACCAGUGUCUGAUCUCUACAGCGAGAUGUCGUGCCCAAAGGAACUGGAUGCCCUGGCAGAUGGGGAUCUGCUUGACUUUCUUCUGAAGGAUGAUGCUCCCUGCCCUGAAAUCCCAGGGGAGCAGAAUAGUCUGCUGGAAGACUGGGGCCUGCCAAUGCCUGAGCUUCUGGACAAGGAGAUGGAUGACUUCAUCAGCUCACUGCUGAACCCUUUAGAAGAUGAACCAGACAGGCUCAGUUAUUUGCCUGCCAGCAAUGACAGCAGCAUUUCUGAGGAUCAGCAUCUGUCCCGUUGCCUUGGUAGCAAUUUUGCCAGCCGAGACAUUGUGCAAGUUGAUCAUAACUACUCCCUUCACCAGGACUGGCCUGCACUGGAAGGUGUGAGGUCUGACAUGACAGAAGGAGAUGUUACCAUUGAGCUAGGGGCAUGGGUAGGUUUGGAAGGCACAAGCGAGGCACUGGAACAGAGCACCACUUCCCCCAUUGCUGUUGCUGUGGAAGAUGAGCCCCAGCUGGUGCCUGGAGCCAUGGUACAGUCUGACUUACCAGAGCUGGUCCUGACAGAGGAGGAGAAGCAGCUUCUGGAGAAAGAAGGUGUUACAUUACCAACCUGUCUGCCACUGACCAAAGCUGAGGAGCGAGUUCUGAGGAAAGUGCGUCGUAAGAUUCGGAACAAGCAGGCAGCUCAGGAUAGUCGUCGCCGGAGGAAGAUCUAUGUGGAUGGCCUGGAAAACAGGGUGGCAGCCUGCACAGCUGAAAAUCAUGAACUGGAGAAGAAGGUGCAGCAACUGCAGAAGCAGAACAUGUCACUGCUCAGGCAGUUGCAGAAACUGCGGGCCUUGGUGAGACGGUCUGCCCCUAAAACUGCCAGAAGAAAAACCUUCACCAUGAUCCUGGUUCUGUCCUUCUGUCUCGUCCUGUCUCCCAGCAUCCGCUUGCCCGGGAGCGUAGAGCCACAGCAGGAGCUCAAGGUGCUGUCACGGCAGAUCCGCGAGUUUCCAAACCAGGGAGCACCUGAUGUGCAGCACGAUACUGAACUGGAGGGCUUCAGCCCAGAGCCUGGAGACUCCUUGCUGUCAGGCAACCUCAGUCAGUCAUGGGAAGAGGGGCAGAGUCCACUUAGCUCCAGUCCUGGAUCUUUCAACAGCAACUCAUCCUCUGACCCUCCAGCAGCAGCAGGCUCCAAGCCAGGCCCGCCCCAGAGUGGCCCUUUGCCAGCAGCAGUGCUGGUGCCAUGGAAAUCCAAGGGUCAGGAGUGGGUGGAACACCCUGACAGAGUUCUUAUCCAGCAGCACCAUGCCAAUGAGAUGUGACCAGUGCUGCAUCCUGCUCCUUGGGAUGAUACUGGGCAUCCUGUGGAGCAGGGACAGAUCUGCACUAACAGAUUAUCUAUCCAAGCAGUUUCUUCUGAAUACUCUUCUCAUUGCCAGUGACUCAGAGAGUUUACCAGGGAGGAAUAGAUCUGACAUUUUUUAUCAGACUCCAUCUGAGGUGAGACAGGAAAUUCUGAGAAUUUCACUGUGGCUGCUGAUGUGGCUUGCAGCCCAGAGUGCACCUUGUGGCUUGUGGGGAUCUGCUGUGGAAGGGAGAGUGGAGGCAGUCAGACUGAGGUGCCAGUACUUGGUCUGACUGAAUGCAGCUGGCAGUGGAGGCUGCUGCCCUUCUUCUUCACUGCCCAGCUGGAGAUAAACAGGUGCUUCUUAGUCUGUGUUGUGGCCCCAAACAUAUGUUCCAUGUCAGUGCCCCUUAAUCCUGCAGUGCUGCCUGAUUUCUAGGUGUGAGGGAGCAAUCUGACUAUCAGUGCUCUCACAGGAGUGUCCUGCCUGCUGCUGCGACAGACCCAGCAUGUCGCCUGUUCCUGCUAGCUUUUGAGCCAUGGCCACAGCUCCUAGCCUGGCUAGAGGAGGUAAUGUUGAGUCCUUCCUGAGCCAUGUGUGCUGUUUGCCUACCAUAAGGGCUGAGUCUUUCAUCUCCUGCAGGCUUUUGGGCUUCAGGGAGCAGGCAUGCCUUGAGCCAAACUGCUGAGGCAGCAUGUUCAGAGAGCAGCAGAGCUGCUUGCUCUUCUGGAGGCUUUCCUGGCCACAGGACAGUUUAAAGCCAUGUCCUUGUGUGCCCAAGCCUUGCUGUGCUGGCUGGUGACGCAGUCAGUGGUUCUGGGUUGAACAGAAACACUUUGAGCUGGUGAGCAGUGUCUUUGCCAGAGGGCAGCUUAGUGGUACCUGUAGAGCUCUCCUUGUCCUACUGCAGGACAUUCCAUAGAGUCAUAUAGAAUGGUUUGGAUUUGAAGGGGCCUCUAAAGGUCAUCUAGUCCAGUUCUCCUUGCAAUGAGCAGGGAUAGCUUCAAAUUGGAUCAGAAUAAUAAUGAAUAGCUUCCUUAUCGAUAGAGUCUAAAUAAAUAUUAAUGGUGUGUAA
Molecule: messenger RNA, 3015 nt
Organism: Serinus canaria (Common canary)
Lineage: Eukaryota; Metazoa; Chordata; Aves; Passeriformes; Fringillidae
Gene: CREB3
Product: cAMP responsive element binding protein 3
Exons: 11
Coding region: 630-1916 (428 amino acids)
Biological process (GO): regulation of transcription by RNA polymerase II
Cellular component (GO): nucleus
Molecular function (GO): RNA polymerase II cis-regulatory region sequence-specific DNA binding; DNA-binding transcription factor activity, RNA polymerase II-specific
Source: RefSeq, a predicted model, not a curated record